GUCCAACUACCAGUCCUACCACGAGCCACACUACAAGUCCAACUACCAGCCCUACUACGAGCCCCACUACCAGUCCAACUACCAGUCCUACCACGAACCCCACUACAAGUCCAACUACUAGUCCUACCACAAGUCCAACUACCAGUUCUACUACGAGCCCCACUAGUCCAACUACUAUUCCUACCACUAGUAUCAUUACAAGUCCAACUACCAGUCCUACUACGAGCCCCGCUACAAGUCCAAAUACUAGUCAUACUACGAACCCCACUACAAGUCCAACUACUAGUCCUACCACCAACCACACUACAAGUCCAACUACUAGUCCUACCACGAGUCCCACUACAAGUCCAACUACUAGUCCUACCACGAGCCACACUACAAGUCCAACUACUAGUCCUACCACGAGUCCCACUACAAGUCCAACUACUAGUCCAACUACUAGUCCUACCACCAGCCACACUACAAGUCCAACUACUGGUCCUACCACGAGUCCCACUACAAGUCCAACUACAAGUCCUACCACCAGCCACACUGCAAGUCCAACUACUAGUCCUACCACCAGCCCCACUACAAGUCCAACUACCAGUCCUACCACCAGCCCCACUACAAGUCCAACUACCAGUCCUACCACGAGCCCCACUACAAGUCCAACCACAAGCCCCACUACAAGUCCAACUACCAGUCCUACCACCAGUCCCACUACAAGUCAAACUACCAGUCCAACUACCAGUCCUACUACGAGCCCCACUACAAGUCCAGCUACCAGUCCUACUACGAGCCCCACUACAAGUUCAACUACUAGUCCUACCACCAGCCCCACUACAAGCCCAACUACCAGUCCAACCACUAGCCCUACUACAAGUCCAACCACCAGCCCUACUACAAGUCCAACCACUAGCCCCGCUACAAGUCCUACCACUAGCCCCACUACAAGUCCUACCACUAGCCCCACUACAAGUCCAACCACUAGCCCCACUACAAGUCAAAUCACUAGCCCCACUACAAGUCCAACCACUAGCCCCGCUACAAGUCCUACUACUAGCCCCACUACAAGUCCUACCACUAGCCCCACUACAAGUCCUACCACUAGCCCAACUACAAGUCCUACCACUAGCCCUACCACUAGGCCCACUACAAGUCCUACUACUAGACCCACUACAAGUCCUACCACUAGCCCCGCUACAAGUUCUACCACUAGCCCCGCUACAAUUCCUACCACUAGCCCCACUACAAGUCCUACCACUAGACCCACUACAAGUCCUACCACUAGACCCACUACAAGUCUUACCACUAGCCCCACUACAAGUCCUACCACUAGCCCCACUACAAGUCCAACCACUAGCCCCGCUACAAGUCCUACCACUAGCCCCACUACAAGUCCUACCACUAGUCCCACCACCAACCCCACUACAAGUCCAACUAAAAGUUCAACGACUCAAAGACCUAUAAAUAUAACACUAUCGGAUGUGGUUGGCUAUAUCAACGAACCAGUAACAAUAGUCUGUCAUUAUGAUGGGAAUGACAACUUCGAUAUCAUCGCUGUGUUUAUGGAGGCUUCAUUAAACAAUGGCACUAUUUGGCAACCUCAGGCUGGGUACAGACAAGAUGGGACUGUGAGUGUAUUUAAUCCAAGUGGAGUUACAGCCUCAGGAACUCAAGAGGGUAAUGUGUAUACGUUAAGUGUUACCUACGAGUCUGCUAGCUGUGUACAAUCCACACGGUUCACCUGUACCUCAAAUACUGGUAACAGAGAUUACAGUGAAACUGUUAUUUCGGUAAAACCAAGUGUGCCAACAGCAGUUAUUCCAGAGGACAUAAUUGAGGGAAAAUCUUACACCCUUACAUGCGAAAAUAAACAGAAUAUACCCAAUGGGCAGUUGAACUGGAUGAGACAACUUAGUGGGGAUUCCAGCUUUUCUCCAUACAGCUUCCCAGUUGAUACACGAGUUAACUCUGGUGAUGAGACUUGCUACCAUAACAUGGGUAGCACGGUGACACAUACAUUCGAUAUGGCUUGGAAUAGUUCAUCAAUAUAUUGUGAGGCUGUAGAUCCACCAUCUCAAUCUACUGCUCAGGAUAUACUUAUAAUUCCAGCUGACUACUGUUCCUCUACACCAGAUAAUGAAAGAAAGAAGCAUCCUUAUACAUGUAAUAAAUACAUAACAUGUCUACCCCGUGAUAUACUACAAGUCAGUAAAUGUCCCGAUAAUCUGUGUUAUGAUGAAACUUCUGAUUCUUGUAUAGACUCUACUGCUAAUCCAACAGAUGGUGAUCCGUACAGUUGUGAUGGUAGAGCUUCUGGUACGUUUAUACCAGAUAGAACCUCUUGUAAGAAAUACCAGUGGUGUGUCAAUGGUUCACCAAUAUCUCAAUCAUGUGCGGGUACAACCUUCUAUACCUCUACUGAUGGACCGUGUACGUUUGAUAGAGCUAAAGCUUUCUGUACCGAGGAACAGUUGAAUACUACAUCUUAA
Molecule: messenger RNA, 2474 nt
Organism: Lottia gigantea (owl limpet)
Lineage: Eukaryota; Metazoa; Mollusca; Gastropoda; Lottiidae
Exons: 5
Cellular component (GO): extracellular region
Molecular function (GO): chitin binding
Source: RefSeq, a predicted model, not a curated record